Molecule: messenger RNA, 2421 nt
Organism: Condylura cristata (star-nosed mole)
Lineage: Eukaryota; Metazoa; Chordata; Mammalia; Eulipotyphla; Talpidae
Product: probable histidine--tRNA ligase, mitochondrial
Exons: 13
Coding region: 190-1701 (503 amino acids)
Biological process (GO): histidyl-tRNA aminoacylation
Cellular component (GO): cytoplasm; mitochondrion
Molecular function (GO): ATP binding; identical protein binding; histidine-tRNA ligase activity
Source: RefSeq, a predicted model, not a curated record
GCGGUAGCUGACUGGUAGCUUGUGCGGAUCCGAGCUAGACUCGGGGGUUUUCUGAAGUCACAACCCCUCACCUCUUCCCUGGCGCUGGCGCUACCCCUCUGCAGCGCCCUGCACCCUUUCUGGUGCCGAUCUGCCUUGUGUCCGGUGCCCUUUGCCGCCUAUCCCGCGAAGCCGGCAUCCUGCCGCACGAUGCCCCAGCUCGGGCUACUGCGCGGGAGGCUCUGGACUGCGCUGCUUGGCCAGUUUCUGCGGCCGCCACGCGCCGUUUGCAGCCGGACUGUGCGUUCUCAUGGCCAGGUUGCAGAGAUGGUAUUGGCAUCCCAACUAAAACCACAUCAAGAGAAAUCAAAUUUUGUUGUCAAGACCCCAAAGGGCACCAGAGAUCUUAGUCCCCAGCAGAUGGUUGUGAGGGAGAAAAUUCUUGAUGUGGUUGUCAGCUGCUUUAAACGUCAUGGAGCAAAGGGGUUGGAUACCCCAGCAUUUGAAUUAAAGGAAACACUCACUGAAAAAUAUGGAGAGGACUCUGGGCUCAUCUAUGACCUGAAGGAUCAGGGUGGAGAGCUGUUGUCCCUGCGCUAUGACCUCACUGUCCCUUUUGCUCGUUAUCUGGCCAUGAAUAAAGUGAAGAAGAUGAAACGCUACCAUGUUGGGAAGGUGUGGCGUCGGGAGAGCCCAACCGUGGUGCAGGGUCGCUUCAGGGAGUUCUGCCAGUGUGAUUUUGACAUUGCUGGUGAGUUUGACCCUAUGAUUCCUGAUGCUGAGUGUUUGAAGAUCAUAUGUGAAAUCUUGAGUGGGUUGCAGCUAGGGGACUUUCUUAUCAAGGUCAGUGAUCGGCGGAUUUUGGAUGGGAUGUUUGCUGUCUGUGGAGUCCCUGAAAGCAAGUUCCAUACCAUUUGCUCCUCAGUUGACAAACUAGGAAAGAUGUCUUGGGAAGAUGUGAGAUAUGAGAUGGUGGUAAAGAAAGGCCUGGCUCCUGAAGUGGCUGAUCGAAUUGGGGACUAUGUCCAAUGUCAUGGUGGAGUGUCCCUGCUGACGCAGAUGUUCCAGGACCCUAAACUCUCUCGGAACAAGCAGGCUGUAGAGGGCCUUAAUGAUCUGAAGCUGCUGUUUGAAUACCUGACUUUGUUUGGCGUUGCUGAGAAGAUCUCCUUUGACCUAAGCCUGGCUCGGGGCCUGGACUACUAUACAGGAGUGAUCUAUGAAGCAGUGCUACUGCCAUCCCCUGCUCAGCCUGAGGAAGAGCCCCUGAAUGUGGGCAGUGUUGCUGCUGGAGGGCGCUACGAUGGCCUGGUGGGCAUGUUUGGCCACAAGGUGCCGUGUGUGGGGCUCAGCGUUGGAGUAGAGCGAAUCUUCUCCAUCAUGGAGCAGAGAAUGAAUAUGUUUGGUGAGAAGAUACGGACCACAGAGACACAGGUGUUUGUGGCAACACCACAGAAGAACUUUCUUCAGGAACGGUUGAAGCUAAUUACAGAGCUUUGGGAUGCUGGGAUCAAGGCAGAGCUGCUAUAUAAGGAAAACCCUAGACUACUAACCCAACUACACUACUGUGAGAAUGCUGGCAUUCCAUGGGUGGUGAUUGUUGGUGAGAAAGAACUGAAGGAAGGGAUCAUCACACUCCGAUCAGUGGCCAACAGGAAGGAGGUGUACAUUAAACGGGAAAAUCUUGUGGCUGAAAUUCAGAAACGACUGUUUGAGUCUUGAUCCUCCCAUGAUUGCCAUCUGCAUCUCUGUGGAAAAGUCUUCAUCCGGGGCUGAGUUCCUGAUGGACUUCACAACUGCAGGAUAGAGACAAGUGCCUUCUGUUUCCUCCACUUUGCCUGGGUACAGAACUGUGAGACAAUGACAACUCCCCGACUACUGUGAAGAGCUGUUCUGUGUGGGUGCAGAUGACUUGAUGUGAAAGAGACUUGCUCUGACUUCAAAGCCAGAUGGCAAAUUUGAAGUGCCAUUGAAUGACACCAAGGGGUGCUGAAGUGAUUGCUGUGAGAAAGGCUCUGAGAAAACCCGGCCGAGAGGAUUCUGAACCAUUGUGAUACUUGCACUAUAGCCUCUGGGCCAGAUUCCAGAGGAAUUUAUCCACAACCUGCAUUGUCUUGUCCAGGAAUUUUUGGGAGACAGCAAGGAGUAAUGACUGUUUUCCGCAUUGAGGAGAGACACGCCACCCCAAGGGCAGAGCAGUGUCCACACUGAUGUGGCUUCUCUCUAACCUAUUCACUGUUAACGAUAGCAGGGUGAGGCUAUCUGUUUAAUAAUUCUGAAUGUUGAACUUAAUAAGUGAACAGGGAAGGUGGAGUUCUGAAUUUUUGAGCUUUUGGAGAUUAUUUCCUGUGUCAGAUUCACUUUUGAGACUUCCAUAUCCUGCUAAUGAGGUGGAUAUUCUAGAAGUGGCUGGUUAAUAUGUUAAAUAAAGUGUUAAAUGUA